This is a messenger RNA of Morchella importuna, 330 nucleotides long. RefSeq lists its product as uncharacterized. Bases 1 to 330 code for a protein of 109 amino acids. The record is from RefSeq and is a predicted model, not a curated record. Lineage: Eukaryota; Fungi; Ascomycota; Pezizomycetes; Pezizales; Morchellaceae. The transcript has 3 exons.
AUGUCUUCCUCUGCCUCCUCCGCAUCCCUCCAGCUGAUGCUUCUGAACAUCCUCGUCCUCUCCUACAUUUCUACCUACUGUGCCGACUCGAUACUGGCCAGGAUAGUCAAUGGGUGGAUCCUCCUCUCUAGCAUUUUGGCCUUCCUGGUGUCGUAUCCGUCAGUGUUAGUAGACAGCACCCUGGAUUGUAAAUAUGGUAAAGACGACACAUUUAUAAAUGAGGAACACCACCUUUUCGGUUGGAGCUUCUCAGAUAGCGCCCAAGAUGAGACUCUUGAUGAUACAAAACGGGUUUGGUUUUGCUCAGAGCCGAGUCUAAAAUCCGAGUGA